AUGGCCAACUGUCCUCUAUAUGAGGCAAUUUCGUAUACAUGGGGCGACGACAAAGCCACCGAAACAAUCUUAGUCAAUGGUGGUCACUUCGCCCUUCGACCUAAUUUGUUCUCAGCUCUUAAAUCCCUCCGAAACUUGGAUAGUUCACGUCUUAUCUGGAUUGACGCCAUCUGCAUUAAUCAACAAGACGAAUCAGAGAGAAACCACCAGGUCUGGCAGAUGAACAACAUUUACUCCCACGCUGCAGUAGUUAACGUCUGGCUCGGGGGCGCGACGGCCAGCUCCGAUGCUGGUAUUGGUUUUCUUGAGAGGUUCCAUUCGCUGUUGUACCAGAACUCAAAAGGCCAGCUACCAAUUGUUGGGUCUACCAUAGAGCUCCUCGGGUCAGAGGGAACCAGAAGCAAAACUGAGCGGGCUACCUCCGUCUAUCCUCAAUCUAUCGAAUCAUACCAUGAGUUUUACGGAUCUAUUCUAUCCCUAUUGGAUAGCCCGGAUGUAGUCACUGACCUAAAUCACUCCGUUGCGUUACUUUCAAGGCUAUGGUGGCGGAGAAUAUGGACCCUGCAGGAGAGUGUUCUAUGCCCAAACGUUCUCUGCUGGUGUGGCUCGAAAACAUUCCCCAUUGAGCAUUUAUACCAUCUCUCCUACUUCAUUUACUUCUCAAUCAACUUCAACAUCUGGAAAGGUGCACCGAUCCAGCCUGAGGUUUCACUGCGGGCGGUUUGGCGGGCUGCGGAUCUACGCGAGCACAUGGCCACCCGUAAACGUAUUCGACUCGCUUUGGCUCUUGACUCUACUUGGAACAGGGCUUCAUCAGAUCAGAAAUAUAAGGUCAUUGGGCUGCUCGGUCUCGUUGGCCGCCGGCACGAUCUCCAACCAGAAUAUUCUUGGCCGGUUGAAAAAGUCUACCGAGUGGCAAUGCGUGCUACGCUGAUAGAGGAGGGGAGCCUGGAUUGCCUGGGACUAAUAUCCGAAACACGAGAGUUGAGAAAUAAGAACCUGAACUCCUGGGUUCCCGACUUCUCUGUUCACGAUAUUCCGUUAUCGGAUGAAAUCACUUCUCUUUCCAAGCCAGUCUUCUUGCAGAACAUCUCUAAUGCUUCUCUACACAAAUCAGGCGUAAAGCCUCUCAUUAGAACAGAAGACGACGAUACUGUCUUGGUCGUCAAGGGAUAUCAUGUCGACAAUGUCAAGAGAGUCGGUUUGAAAGCACCAGGCCCUCAUCUUCCAGGUCAUACGAGUGAAAGCUUGCUACAGUGGGAAAACUCGAUGCGAGCAGUGCUGGAGGAAUGGAGGACCAUCUUACCUCCCUCCGCCACCUAUCUCACCGGAGAGCCAUCUAAUCUGGCUUUCUGGAGAACAGUGCUCGUGGAUCUAAAACAGGGCGAGCAUCCAAAGCGGACGAGUGCCAUCGGGGCCAAACGACUAGAUGAAGAUGACAUUCGAGAGUUGCCGCGAUUAGAUACUGCGGAAGGUAUGGAGCGACUACUGAAUACCUGGAGUUCCUGUCUUCAGCCUGAGUACCAAACGCUUCGACUGAUUGAGCAGUUCAGUCGUCGAUUUAUACUUACUGAUACCGGUUACAUUGGACUUGGGCCACCUGAUACCCAAGUCGGUGAUUCAAUAUGUGUUCUUCUCGGUGGUUCAGUACCAUAUACACUGAGACGGAAUGCUGAUAAUACUUGGUGCUACAUUGGAGAACGCUACAUACACGGCAUCAUGGAUGGAGAGGUCGUUACCGAAGCACUUGAAUCUAAGGCAGAGCCUGUCGAGUUCAAGAUCACCUGA
This is a messenger RNA of Fusarium sp. VM40, 1788 nucleotides long. Lineage: Eukaryota; Fungi; Ascomycota; Sordariomycetes; Hypocreales; Nectriaceae. The record is from the annotation of a GenBank genome assembly.